Messenger RNA from Talaromyces proteolyticus, 617 nucleotides. RefSeq lists its product as uncharacterized. NCBI's taxonomy places the organism in Eukaryota, Fungi, Ascomycota, Eurotiomycetes, Eurotiales, Trichocomaceae. The annotation marks the transcript as partial. The transcript is spliced from 2 exons. The record is from RefSeq and is a predicted model, not a curated record.
CAACGACAGUAAUGAUUACUCCCAAAAAACCAUGACGCAACCUUCAGGACGAUCUACAUGUCUCAAGGGUGAUGUGUCCCUGCUGUGGGAUCAUGACCCUAGGAUAGGCAUUUAUCAAAGAAUUGUCUUACUUACUGUAUCUGAUUGCAAGAUGACAUGAUUAUCAAAAAGCCUCAAAACUUUACUGACGAUGGUGACAUAUUGAAAAUUUAUGACGAAAAGGAUGACACUAUUCCCAGCUCACCAACGACAGGGUCAAUCUCACCUCGUACGACCGUACAAAAACUUCGUCGUUAUAUCAAUAAAAUCGAUGCUCGAUGGAGAGUAUAAAGGAUAUUUUGGACGAAUAGAGCCCGGGUCUUGCAUGCCGUAUAAAAACGAUUAAUCAAGGAAGCCUCACUCUGGCUGAAGUAGGCGAUAUGCACCGUGACUUUGCAAGGAUUCACAACACCAAUGACUGCAAAAGUCAGCCAAAAACAAAGCGUCAGGUUAAGGCCGUUGGUUCGCUAUACGUACGAGAUGCGAAUCGCCUCAUAAAACACCGUCAUGAUGGAGAUUUAUUGAGAAUAGCAAAGACGCGCAUACUUGGUGAGUCGGAGCCGGAGCAAGAACCAGCU